Mercenaria mercenaria is the source of this 3691-nucleotide messenger RNA. Its product is annotated as techylectin-5B-like. The record is from RefSeq and is a predicted model, not a curated record. The transcript is spliced from 13 exons. NCBI's taxonomy places the organism in Eukaryota, Metazoa, Mollusca, Bivalvia, Venerida, Veneridae. The coding region runs from base 131 to 1618 and encodes 495 amino acids.
GAGAUGUUGUUAUCAUAUUAUAUCGUUCUUUUUGCAUUUGGGUUUUAUGGGAGAACAUUAUCACUAGAAUGUUCAAGUUGCUCUGGUGUCCUUGACAUGCAAGAAUGCAACACAACGAUAUCUUGCUCAGAUGGACAGGUUUGUUACAAAAAAACGGGAAUAUACUGGAAAAGUCCAGUUUGACUUUGGAUGUGUUGAUAAACAACAUUGUGGUGAGUUUGCCAAAAUACCAAAUGGAAGGAUGGCUAUGAGCAUGGCAGACAGUCAAACACAGUACUGUUAUGAGUGUUGUUCAACUGAAAACUGUAACAGAAAUAUGUGUGAUCAUACACAUCAUUCUUCUUGUAUUGAUGAUGAAUCAUUUGAUUGUGCUCUGUUAAACUCUAUGUUCAGCAUCUGCAAGAAUAUUGAGAAAGCAAAGCGGAUCUGCCCAAAAUAUUGCGAUCAGUGCCAUGUGGUUGAUGGGAAUUGGUCUCCAUGGACGCCAUGGUCAGUGUGCGACGUCUCAUGUGAAAAUGGAACCCGUUCGCGUGUCCGUUCAUGCACAAAUCCAGCGCCACAAUAUGGCGGUCUUAAUUGUAGUGGAGAUAGCGUUGAAUUCAAAUUGUGUCACAGGCAACUCUGUCCUGUACAUGGAGACUGGAGUGAAUGGGUAGAAUGGAGUUCAUGCUCCGCAACUUGUGGAGUAGGGAUGCAGAGUCGCACUAGGACUUGCACUAAUCCUAUUCCAGAUCGUUUUGGGGACCAUUGUUUCGGACACAGUCUUGAAGAUAGGUUGUGUUAUCCAGGAUGGUGUGCAAAUAUUUGGUCAGACUGGCAAUCUUGGAGUUCAUGUAGCCAAGACUGUGGGGAUGGUUUUCGAACACGAUCUAGGACAUGCUCGAAUCCAUCACCCUUCAUAUCAAAAGGCACUUGCACUGGGAAUUCCACAGAUAUUGAUUCUUGUAACAAUGAAAAAUGCAAUUCAACCGACUGCUAUGAAGUACUCAGGAAACAGAACAAUGCUGGAAGUGGGGUGUACUCAGUAGCAUUGUGGAAGUCCAAGCAAACGAUACAGAUUUACUGCGACAUGAAAACUGAUAACGGCGGCUGGACUGUUUUCCAAUAUCGCUUUAAUGGGAGUGUUGAUUUCUACAGAAAUUUUACGGAAUAUGAAAAUGGAUUUGGUAAUUUGGAAACAGAGUUUUGGCUAGGUCUUAAAAGUGUUCAGGAAAUGGCAUCUCAAGGUAAAACUGAGUUAAGACUGGAUCUAACGGCGGCUGAUGGUACUACUGUUUAUGAAACUUUUCAGAACUUCUAUCUUGACGAGGGCCCAAACUAUACUCUUCAUAUAGAUCCUGGAACGGGCACAGCAGGUGAUAGCGAGGGGUUGUCGUAUAAUAAUGGUCACCAUUUUUCAACUUACGACGUUGACCGUGAUAGUACAUCUUCUAAAAAUUGCGCUGUCAAUCGCCAUGGAGGGUGGUGGUACAAAAGCUGCUCCUACGUCAACCUGAAUGGAGAGUAUGUAACACCAGGAACAGUGCGACCCGGCGAGGCAUGGGGCGGAACGGUCUACUCCUCAUUUCAACAUACGAGAUCGCUUAAAGUCGUAAAAAUGAUGUUCCGGCGAGUUUGAAAUCAAGGUGGCUGACAUUUUAUUCAGGAAGCAAUUUUCAUUUCAAAAUCAUUUAGGGAGUUAACACGUGAUAUUCAUGACGUAUACUCAACGCAAAUGACGACGCACCGUUUUUGCUAGUUUUAGUUUCAAAGGGAAUGAUCUGGUGUUGAUACCCUUGAUUCCACGAGCAUGAAACCUCUAAAUAACAUCUGCUCAUAAUCAUUCUUCUGUCAUUCAAUAUUUGAAUAAUGUAAAGAACUUGUUUUGGUAUGGUUUUAAGCAUAUAAGAUAUCUACGUUCAAUUUUUACAUGUACAUAUUCCUUUCCAGAUUUGUUUUCAUUUUCAAUUUUAAAGAUAUAUAUCACGCUUGUGUGUACGUGUGCGCGUGUGUGUGUUCUGAUCAACGUUUUAUUCUGCAAUUUUUAUACGCCCGAAGGGACAUAUUAUGUUAUACCACCGGUGUCCGUCCGUCAAUCCACCCGUCCGCCCGUCUGUCUUUCUGUUUGACCGUCCGUCCGUUAGCAAUUUCGUGUCCGCUAUAUAACUCUCGAACCCCUUUAAGGAUUUCGAAAAAACUUGACACAAAUGUUUAUCACACCGAGACAACGUGCAGAGCGCAUGUUCGGGAUGGCUCGCUUCUAGUCAAGGUCACACUUAGGGUCAAAGGUCAUAUGACUAUGCUUCGUGUCCACUCUAUAACUUUUGGAUUGCUUGAAGGAUUUUAAAAACGCUUGACACAAAUGUUCACCACAUCCAGACGACGUGCAGAGCGCAUGCUCUGGAUGGCUCGCUUCAAGGUCAAGGGCACACUUAGGGGUCAAAUGUCAUUCCUUCGGGCGUUUAUUGCUCUGCAUUGCGGUGUUUAAAAAUGAGGUCUACUUGUAGCAGUGAGCACAAUACCCUAUUUUAAAGUGCUGCCUCUCCGGAAGAUCACACCGUAAACACGUGACAUGAUUGUCACCCAGUCACAAUAUCCUGACACCAGGCUGGCCAGUCCAUGCACAAUCCUCCACAGGCUGAGCGCCAAGCGAGAAAAAGCUAAUAGCACCAUUUGUUACUUCUUUGGUCAGCGAUCGAACCAACGACCUUCCGUACUCGAUGCUGACGCUGUACCACUAGGCUACCGAGGCGAUUAUUCAGUGAUGGCAGUAUAUACAUAUUAAUUACUUCUUACUAUAUUAAAAAAAUCCAAAAAUACCAUGCAUUAGCUUCAGCGUUUUCAUGAUCACAUUUUAUAUUUUGGGAAAAUACUGAAGAAUUUAUGUUACUUUCAUAGAUACAGUUUAAUGAUUACAUAAUUAUUGCCAGCAUUAGAUUCUAAACUUGUGAUUUACCUAAUGAUAAGAUCAAUAUAUAUAUGGCUUAGUUGGUAAACUGAAAAACAAGUUUGACUAUUGUAUAGGAAUUAUACAGUUUUUGGUGUAUAUUUCAUAAGCCCUCGGAAUAUGUUGGUGACCUACCUGUAUCGGUCGGGGUCACGCAAAAACGUUUCGAGAUUCUGCAGACGUUGGCUAUCGUUGAAGAAUACACCACACAGAGCCUAAAUGCGUCGUUUUUUAAAUUGUUCUAGGAUUCUAGUACUUAAAAAUCUUUACGUUCAUAUUUGUAUGUCAACGUUUUUCUAAUGUCUAUAACAAACAGUUAUAUUUAAUAUUUAAAACAAAGAUCAUUAUACUUUCUUUCUCAAAACAUCCUCGCUGCUGUUAUGUUUGUCAGAUUCAGAUUCUAGCAUAUUUCUUUCUAAAUUCUAAUACAAUGUAGGAUCAAACAUAUGUAUUUUUGUUAUAACACGCACGUGCAGUGGAACUAAUUUCGGCUCCUAGUAAAUAUAUUUAUUACUUACAUGCCGUGUAAACGGCGCUUGUCUGUAGUUAAGAAAAAUGAACAAGUUAGAAGUAUAAAACUGUUAUCUAAAAUAAGAAUUGAUAUUAAAUAAACUGGUAGAGGAAUGUAAAUAUUGUUAUUUCUUAAGUUUAUUUGUUUGAGCUUUUAUAAUUCAUUCCCGAGCCUUUGACAGUCUAUGAAAAACAAAGACAAAUAUCAAACAGGGAAUGCCACGUACCAAAAACGCAGCCUCCCCAAAACGAAAC